Molecule: messenger RNA, 897 nt
Organism: Scutellospora calospora
Lineage: Eukaryota; Fungi; Glomeromycota; Glomeromycetes; Diversisporales; Gigasporaceae
Source: the annotation of a GenBank genome assembly
AAAUUAGAAGAAAACUUGAUAAAUUUGCUAUGGAAUGUGAAUUUGCAUUUAGAAAAGGGCAUACUCGAACAUGUGAGAAUGGAUCAGUUUGAAAUGCAACCUGGAUAUGUUAUCACAUCAACUAUUCAAUGCUCUUUAAUUGAUAAUGAUUCAGUUCAUAAUUAUUCUAUGGACUCUGAUAUCAAAAACAAUACACCAAGAUACCAACGAUUAACUGAGGAAAUGAUUAAUAAGGUGGAAUUAUAUCACCAAUGCAAUAUUCAACCUAUUAAAAUAAUUCAUUUACUUGAAAAUGAAUACCCUGAUUAUUAUAUUAAACCACGAACUGCUCAGUCAAAGCUUGGAGAGCAGCAAUAUAAUCAAUUUAUGAAUGAUUUCUAUACUGCUCGAAAUGCUUUACAGGAAAGAGUACAAUCAAUAAGUAAGACAUUAUUCCCAGAAAUUGUUACUCUAUGUGAAAAAUAUCUUACACCACAUGUACUAGCUGAAAUUAAACAACAAAUUGAUGUUUCACGUGAUAAUAUCCAAGAAAUUUGGCACAUUGUUAGACUUGUAGGAUUAGCACAUUUUGAACAGCUUAAUCAAUUUAGAAAAAUUUCAGAAGUUAAAAUAUCAACUAAAAAGUUCCUUCAGGAUUGUAUACAUUAUGGCAAGAGUUAUGGACUAUUACAAACUGCUUUAAAAUUAGCAAUAGAUACUGGAACUAAUGAGGAAUUAAAUCAGUGGUAUUAUCAGUUUAUUCAACAAAAAAAAGAGUUGCAGAAAGCAAAUUCUAAAGUGAGUGAAGAUUAUAAUAGCCAAGAAAAUGCUGUUCAAGUUACUAAUCUAAAAGUUAUAUCAACUAAGGGUCACCCAAGUAAAAGACAGAAAAGUGCCUUAGAAUCAAGAGCCAAAUAA